AUGUAUAAGAAACAGAGGCGGAAGCAGGCAAAGCAGGCCCGCAAAGCCAGAACGAAGCUCCAGGAAGAGCAGCCAGAACUAUAUCACCACCCCGAACCGACGGGCACGAACCCAUACUGGCAGGAAGAGAUAUUUAUGGGGCCUGGGCCGCCUCCGAGGCGCGCCCGAAAGACGAACACUUGCAACACACGGGCGACGACGACCGCAGGGACACAGGGCAGUGCAGUGAGCCAGACAGGGAGCAGCAUUGAUGUCGAUCGUGCUGUAGAGGUGCGCCUCAGCGACGAUACGCUCGACGACGACAAUUGGAACCGCAAGCGCUAUCAACGGGAAGACGAGGACCUUUGGGGCUUCGACGCAAUUGAACCCCUACAGACAACCCUAUCUGGCUCAUCUGUUGGAGUCACCGGCUUGAAGCGACCUACGUCACGGUCCGGCAGCUACUACUCUGCUCGAGCACCGCCGGUGAACGACCUCCACCCUCCAGUCGUCAGCCUACCGUCACCCCAUCCCUCCGAUAACCAGUGGAUGCUCCAACCCCCGCCCAAAGCUAGUGUCAUGAGUGGGAAAGAAAGAGCCACACUCCGCAGUCGAAGUGGUAGUGGAGCCAGCAGCAGAGUGGAACUGAGUCUUCAGCGCCAAGUAAGCGCAAAGCACCUGCGCGACAAACUCGAUCGUGGGGAGACGCCUGAAAUGCCAUCCUUAUCCCGGGGCAUUUCCUACAAUGACAUGCUCAUGGGCCAGCGUCAUGACCGACCGAAGACACCACUGGCACGACCUCCCUCUACAGCUUCUAGCUACCGGCCUAGGAGGCGUCGCGAUACUGCAAUGACGAACACGUCUGCGACAGAGCAAUCUUCAAGUGACUCUAGCGACACUAUUGUUAGACGCUCGCACUCUCCUUCUCAUAACCUUUCAACUGUUCCAAGCCUCAAAUUAAUGCGCGCGCGCAGCAGUCGCCAACAGCUUUCCACUGUAAUGUCGAGCGGCUCUGGUGAACCCUCCAUAAGCCCUACAAACACCAGCCCCACCCCCGAGCUCGACGACGAGAACCUCCCUGUGACCGCCAUUCGCAAGGUCCGAUACUCGACCCAGUCCACCGAAUCAGACCCAUAUCACCUCAAGAAGCGGCGUGCUCCCCUCGUAUCUUCCGAUAUCUCCUCGCUCAAUGUCCUCCAAGACCUCGUAUCUCCGGUUUCAUUGCUCAGCUCACGCUUCGUCUCUGCUCCCCUUAUGGAGGCUCGCAUCAAGCUCCCGCCUUCGGACCACGACGAGCAGAAUAUGCUCGAUACAGACUCCUGGUCCGGGAGCGGGUUUGCUAUCAGUCGUGGUUGGGUCACGGAUCAAGUCGACGGAGAGGCACGGGUCCCCUUCGACAGUGCCCGCGUGGCGGAUCGCGACCCCAGGAUGAGAUGGAGCGUGGACUUCUGA
Molecule: messenger RNA, 1431 nt
Organism: Didymosphaeria variabile
Lineage: Eukaryota; Fungi; Ascomycota; Dothideomycetes; Pleosporales; Didymosphaeriaceae
Exons: 1
Coding region: 1-1431 (476 amino acids)
Source: RefSeq, a predicted model, not a curated record